AUGCCAUCAUCCAUACUAGGCUACAAGUCUAUUGCCCCGCAUUUAAAUCUUCCAGACUCACAUACUCACCGCAAAUAUGAAUUGGUCCAUAUGCCCUCGGGUCUCCGGUGCCUACUAAUCAAUGAUAGCUCUUCGCACAUGGUAUCUGUUUCCAUGACCGUUGGAUGCGGCUCAUUCCAAGACCCAGAUGAAAUCCAUGGCUUGGCUCAUUUAUGUGAGCAUUUAAUUGUUCUGGGAGGGCCACAAACUCGACUCCGGCACGUGGUAUCCAAUUCUGGCGGAUCCAUGAACGCAUAUACUGGCAGCGACCAGACAUCGUUCGCUUUCGAAAUCUCGUCUUAUGCGGAAGACAGUCUGAAUGUGUUUAUCAUGGACUCGAUGCUUCCGGUGUUUGCAUCGUACUUUUCUAAACUCAAGUUUACAUCUGCUUCCAUAGGCUCAGAAUCUCGAGCUGUGCAUGAGGAGCACAUGCUCAAUACAUCGAACAUCGAGAAGAUCUUGUGGCACGGGCUAAGGCUUCUCACGAGAGACUCGCAUCCUUUCAGUAGGUUUGCUACAGGCAAUUUGGCUACGCUAUCCGAGGCACCCACAAAGCUUCUCAAGGCCAAAUUGGUCUCCUAUCACGCGCACAACUUCCGGCCAGAAAAUAUGGCCUUGGUGAUCAAGGGUCCGCAAUCCACCAACCAUCUCAAAAAAGUAGUUGCGCAUCAUUUCUCAGGCAAGAAAGAGAUGCCCAGCAUACUGAGCUCCUCAGGUCUCACGAAUCCUUCGAAAAACGCAUGUGUAUUUGACGAGAUGGCUGAAAACAUCCUAUUCAUCAAAAGCGAGGUGUCUCCACGUAUAAGGCUUUGCUUUCCGUUUUGUGAAGAUGACGGUCCAUUUGUGAGCACCACCCAGACCUUGCUAUGUAAUAUCAUAGGGAACGAGUCUGUGGACUCGCUCUGUUAUCAACUCAAGAAAACAACUCAGCUAGCGGAAAACGUGUUUGUGCACACGCAGGAGAUUUGCAAGGAGAGUAGCGUGCUUCUCAUUGAUAUUGAGGCUACCAACCAAGGCAUGCGGCGGAUCCAGGUGGUUUUGGGGGUGGUGCUUCUGUUUCUUGAGAACACGCUUGUGGGAAUUGCCGACUCGGAGUUGGAAUCGAUCAUAGAUGAGUAUCAGAUUGUAGACCAGGUGCAAUUCAAAAGCAAAAAGAUCCCUGCUUCGCUGCUCGAGGAAGUUGUCGCGUACUCCGAGUACCUUCAAAGAAACACCGAAAACAUCCAAGGCAUCGUGAAAGGAGAAGCAGGCGGAAACAAAACCGGUUCUUUGGAAAUGAAGCAGACUAUUCGGAACCGUCUAUGUCGAAAUCGGCUUCUUGUACAGAUUUUGAGCCCCUCGUUUCUGCCCGUGAAUCAGUUUGAAGGCCCCACGCCCGUUUUCUGUGAAGACAAGUACUUUGGCUUCGAGUACACGAAGUUGAGGUACGACUUUUCAGGCUUGCCGGAACCAUCGCUCCCUGCAAUAAAGGUUCCUCGGCCUAUUGGAAAGUUGGCUCAGAAAGUAUCGUUCUUGGUAGAGGCCAAAACGCAGAGCCCCGCCACCAAGUACAGGGACUUGGAAACGGCAAGGGAGCAGCCGGUGCUUUGGGCAGGCGAGGAUUCCUUGCAGAUCUGGUCUCACCAUUUGGCUGAUAGCAGAGACAUAGAAAUCAGUGCACACGUCAAGUUGAGUCUGGUGGCUGCCGAUGCCGAGAGCCUCGUAGGGGUGGAGAUCAUGGCGUCGAUUGUGGGCGAAAAAUUGCAGUUCAUUUUGUACAAUCUUGAGUCGCUCGGCUGCUCGUGGGCCGUGCACGUGAAUGUGAAUGGCGAGCCUUCGUUGAUGCUCACCGCAGGCGGGCCCAGCACGCUUGUCCACGAAGUUUUGUCGACGAUGGUGGAAGAGCUUGUCACGUGCCUCGGGUCCAUGCACCAAUGCUCAUACCAGCAGCUCAAAAGAGCACGUGUUCUUCUCCGUAGGACGUACGAGGAGUAUGUGAAUGCGACGGGCGUAAAGCUUGUCUUUGUUAUGGCAAGCGUGCUUUUCGACGAGGGCCUCGUUUUGCCAGCCCAGCGAAUUAAGGCCUUGGAGCUCAUUGAUAUCGAGUCUGUGGCUGCGCUUGGGCACUGUGUACUUGCGGGUCCGAGUUUCACAUCCGUCCUUGUUUCUGGAAACGCAGGCGAGCCAGAUCUCUCAAAAGUCCGGGAUAUCUGCGGCUUGGUCGGCGGGAACGGCGUUUCCAAACCCCUUUUCCAUCCUGAAUCAAGCUUCUUGCUCCCAAGAGGAGAGUGCUGCACACUCCAAGUGGCUGGUCCCUCUGGAGACCCAUUGGCUGUGGUGUACUACUAUAUCCAGAUGGGUGAAAGAAGCAGUCUCACGACCUACGUCUUGGCCAAGUUGGUGGAGCUGGUGAUUUCUGCCUUUGCGUUCGAGGACUUGCGGAUGAAACGGAAUUUGGCCUAUGGGAUAUUCACGGGCAUGCGUAUGUUCAAAAAGACAUUCGGCAUCCACAUCACCGUUCCCACCGCCAGCCACAGUUGCAGCUUUUUGGUGGAGCAGAUUGAAGAAUUUCUCACAACUUUAGAGCAAAUAAUAGACAGCUUUUCGGAGCAGCAAUAUGCCCGGCUCGUCCAAGAUUUAGCAAAAAGCACCGAUGAGCUGGCCGGCGACGAUACUGCCACCACCAAUUUGUUUUCGAGUCUCCAGCCUGUCAACGGGUCCAGUGGCCAGGGAAAUGAAGAUGAGCACACAAUCCACUGGAACAACUUGGAGCAGAUUCUCAAUAAAACAUACAAUUUUGGCGGAAAGGCAUGCGAGGAGAGAAUCGACCAUGGCGUGCUAGCAAAAAUCACGUUGCAGCAAUUCCGCCACUUCUUCCGCCAAAAGGUCAGCGUGAGCUCACCACACCGAUCCGUUGUGGCAAUCAGC
This is a messenger RNA of Metschnikowia bicuspidata var. bicuspidata NRRL YB-4993, 2946 nucleotides long. It is a transcript of the gene AXL1, whose product is annotated as Axl1p. The transcript has a single exon. The annotation marks the transcript as partial. Gene Ontology annotation, molecular function: metal ion binding; metalloendopeptidase activity. The record is from RefSeq and is a predicted model, not a curated record. Gene Ontology annotation, cellular component: cytosol; mitochondrion. Gene Ontology annotation, biological process: peptide catabolic process. NCBI's taxonomy places the organism in Eukaryota, Fungi, Ascomycota, Pichiomycetes, Serinales, Metschnikowiaceae.